UAAGACCUUAAUUAAUACUACCGAUUGGUUAAAAUUAGAAUGAUUUUCAUUAAAUUCGUUUCAGCCUCAAAGAUAUGUCAUAUUGACUAAAUUACUUGAUAAUCUAAUUAAUUAUCAUUAUCAAAUAUGUUGAUGUUCUUGAUGUACACAAGUAACAAUGUAACUAACUAGUAUGGUAUCUCCAUAAUAACGCGGAAACUUUAGUAUGGUCGAUGGAUCAAUCAUCAAUAUAUAAAGAUGUGGCUUUUCUUUAUCAUUUUAAUGUUUUUUUAUCUGGAUUUGUCAACUCCUCUUAAUUUUUAAAAAUGAGUACAGAAGAACAAGAUCGAUUAGCACAUGAACGAUUAGAACGUUGGAAACAGCGUUUACAAAAUUUAAACGAACUUCAAUUACCUACUGAUUACCCUAGACCUUCGCCAGCAAAGGUUGUUGAGGCAGUUAAGAAAAUAACUUUAACUGAAGCAACAUCAAUAGCAAUUUUACAACUUUCGAGACCAUCCCUAUCUCUAAUAGAUGUGAACGGAACAAAUAAUGGGAACACGUCUCCAUUCAUAAUUCUAUUGGCUGCAUUCUCCAUACUAUUAUACCGAUAUACCGGUGUAGAGGAUAUCGCUGUAGGAUCUUCUUCAGGUUCAAGAAAUCCUCUCGUUUUAAGAAUACCCAUUAGCCCUACAGAUACUUUUGAACAAGUGGUUCAAAAGGUUCAUCAAGUUGAAGGAGAUGCAACUGCUGAUGAAAUCCCAUUUCAAUCAUUAUUAUCUUCAAUAUCUCACUCACCAUUGUUUCGUGUUCGUUUUUUUGAUCAAACUGAUAUUCCAGACAAACCACUACUACAAGCGACGUCAUCUACAACAGAUCUUACUGUUUUAAUUACUUCACAUUCUUCAUUACGCCAGGCACUUUUUUCGAUAGAAAUCUCAAUAUCUUAUAAUCAAGUUUUAUUUUCUGAAAAACGAAUUUCCCAUAUAUUUUCUCAAUUAAUUACUAUUCUUGAUAGUGUAGUUGGAAAUAACCAAUUAACUGUAGCUCAGAUUCCUAUCCUAUCUAAAAAAUGUCGUGAAGUUCUUCCUGAUCCACGUUCGGAUUUAAAAUGGGAUGAAUUUCAAGGUGCCAUUACGGAUAUUUUUGCUAGUAAUGCAAAAAAAUUUCCUGAUAGGUCUUGUGUGAUAGAAUCUCGCGCUGAUAGUGAUGAGAAUCAUAUAUUUACAUAUCGUCAUAUCUAUGAAGCUUCUAACCUUGUUGCACGCUAUUUAAUUCGAAACGGAAUUGAAAGGGAAGAUGUAGUUAUGAUAUAUGCGUAUCGUGGCGUAGAUUUAGUUGUUGCAAUAAUGGGUGUUCUCAAAGCCGGUGCUACAUUUAGCGUAAUUGAUCCGGCUUAUCCACCAGAUCGCCAAAAUAUAUAUUUAUCAGUUGCCGUACCACGUGGAAUCAUUCUGCUCAAACGUACGGGAACUUUACAUCCAUCUGUUCGCGCAUAUAUUCAAGAGAAUCUUGAAAUCAAAUGUGAAAUUCCUGCAUUAGAAAUUGCAGAUGAUGGAUUUUUAAGGGGUGGUGAAGUUGUUGGUGGUGAUGCAUUAGAUUCAAUUCGAAAUGCAGAUGAUGUUAAUGUAGUCAUUGGACCAGAUAGUAUUGGAACUUUAAGCUUUACGAGCGGAAGUACUGGAAUUCCAAAAGGUGUUAGAGGACGCCAUUUUUCACUCACACAUUAUUAUCCAUGGAUGUCGAAAGAAUUUGGUCUUUCCGACAAAGAUAAAUUUACAAUGUUGAGUGGAAUCGCCCACGAUCCAGUUCAGCGUGAUAUCUUUACUCCAUUGUUUCUUGGAGCUGAAUUACAUAUUCCAACCAGUGAAGAUAUCGGUGUUCCCGGAAGAUUGGCUACUUGGAUGGCUGAACAUGAAGUUACAAUAACUCAUUUAACUCCAGCUAUGGGUCAAUUGUUAGCUGCAAAUGCUGAUACACCAAUACCUUCUCUUCGAAAUGCUUUCUUUGUUGGUGAUAUUUUAACAAGGCGUGAUUGUAACCGUCUUCAACAUCUAGCACGCAACACCAAUAUUAUUAAUAUGUAUGGAACAACAGAAACACAACGAUCUGUUUCUUAUUUUACUAUUCCAUCACAUUCAUCUUUCCCUUCAUUUUUAUCAUCUCAGAAGGAUGUUAUACCCGCUGGAAAGGGUAUGCAAAAUGUUCAGUUGCUUGUUGUUAAUAGACAAAAAAAAGAUAUCUUAUGUGGUGUCGGUGAGAUUGGUGAAAUUUAUGUUAGAGCGGGUGGGUUAGCUGAAAGUUAUUUAAAAUUAGAUAACAUAACAAGGGAAAAAUUUAUUAAUAAUUGGUUUUGCGAUAUCCAAAACACAAAUGAAAAUAAGGGAAAUGAAAAAUGGGGUGAAUUUUGGAAAGGCAAGAGAGAUAGAUUAUAUAAGACUGGUGAUUUAGGAAGAUAUAUGCCAGACGGAAACGUCGAGUGUAGUGGAAGAGCUGAUGAUCAAGUUAAAAUUCGAGGAUUUAGGAUUGAACUUAGUGAAAUAGAUACAUAUCUCUCACAGCAUCCAAAUGUAAGAGAAAAUGUUACUUUGGUUCGUAGAGAUAAAUAUGAAGAGCAAACUCUUGUCAGUUAUUUUGUGCCUAUGAAAGGAGAUGAUCAAUCAGAGCUGAUAAGUUCUACUGAAGACGAAGAUGAAGAAGAAACGCCUUACAAUUUUAAAUAUCGUAAGCUUGUUAAAAAAAUAAAAGAAUAUUUAAAAACGAAAUUACCAAGCUAUAGUGUACCAAGUGUGAUUGUUCCACUUAAAAAGAUGCCUUUAACACCAAAUGGAAAGAUAGAUAAGCCUGCAUUGCCUUUUCCUGAUACCGCUGAACAGUCAACUAAAAUUGUUAAUAAAGUACAACAGAUGACAUCAACUGAACAGCAAGUACAUGAGAUAUGGACUCGACUUCUUCCAAAUUCAGUUAAAGCCAAUAUAUCAUUGGACGAGAGUUUCUUUGACCUUGGUGGACAUUCAAUUUUAGCCACGAGAUUAAUUUUUGAACUUAGAAAAACUUGUAACGUAAGCGUGCCCCUUGGACUUGUCUUUGAAAAACCGACCAUACGUGGACAAGCAAAAGAAGUUGAGAAUAUUUUAAGUAGUGAGUAUAAUAUUGCUGUUGAAGAGACUGAUACAGAAGAACUGGAUACUGCAAAUGAAGGCAAAUCUGAAGAUAUUGAUUCUAGGGAAGAUAAACUCGAAUUUGAUUAUGCCAGCGAUUAUGAAUCAUUGGUAAAUGAGCAUAUAGAAAGAAAUUAUGAACCGAUUCCAGAAAAUUAUUCCAGGAAAACUUUCUUUGUCACUGGGGUUACCGGAUUUCUUGGAGCCUUUAUUCUUUCAACUUUACUCGACUAUAGCAAUGACAUUAAACUUAUUGCUCAUGUUAGAGCCACAUCGAAAGUUCAUGCAAUGGAAAAGGUCAAAAAAAGUUGUCAGUCACAUUUAGUAUGGAGAAAUGAAUGGGAGACUCAAGGCAGAUUAGAAGUCAUUUGUGGUAAUUUGGAAGAGGAUAGGUUAGGUAUUGAAGAAAAAGAAUGGGAAUCACUUGCAGAACGUGUGGAUGUUGUAAUUCAUAAUGGAGCAUUGGUUCAUUGGGUUUUUCCCUAUUCAAAACUCAAAGCAACCAAUGUGCUUGGAACUGUAUGGGCACUUAAACUUGCCUCAACACAUCACACCAAACCUUUUAAUUUUGUUAGUUCAACUUCUGUCCUUGACACUGAACAUUAUGUCGAUUUAAGUGGUUCAAUUGUUGAGAGGGGUGGUAAAGGAAUAUAUGAAGACGACGAUUUAGAAGGUAGUAGGAGAGGAUUAAGGAGCGGAUACGGACAAAGCAAAUGGGUUGCGGAAAAACUAAUUAUGGAAGCAAGUAAGAGAGGAAUGCCAGCUACAAUAAUAAGACCUGGAUACAUUGUUGGACAUUCUAAAACUGGUGUUACAAACACGGAUGAUUUUAUUUGGAGAUUAAUUAAAGGAUGUGUUCAACUUGGGCUAGUUCCUACCAUUCAUAACACCGUUAAUAUGUGUCCGGUAGAUUAUGUUGCGGAAUGUGUUGUACGCAUAUCACUAUCGUCUACUGCAGCAUCAAAACUUGUUUUCCACAUUACACAUCCCUCAGAUCCAUCAUUUAUGUUCGACGAGUUAUUUAAUUGCUUGUAUCGUUAUGGGUAUACGGUAAAUGAAACGGAAUAUAUUGUAUGGAGAGACAGAUUAAUGGAACUUACAUUACAAGCAGAAGACAAUGCAUUAUAUCCGUUGCUUUAUUUCGUUCUUGAUGAUUUACCAACAUCAACAAAAUCUCCCGAAUUAGAUAAUAGUAACACACGAGAAAUUACUAAAAUAGAAUGUGAAAGGAUGGGAGAAAGAUUAAUAGGAAUUUAUUUAGGUUAUUUAGUUAAAGUAGGAUUUUUGGAUAAACCUGAUUUAAGAGGAAAAGUAAUAAAUAAUAACGGAGUUGAAAUUUUAGAUUUACCUGAUGUUGUCGCAGCUUUGGAAGGAGUUGAAGUUUUGAAAAGAAAUAGAUAGGAAUUAAAAAAUUAUUUAUUAUAUUAUUAUUAAUAUAAUUAAUUUUAGUAUAUAAAAAAUUAAAUGAAAAAAAAAAUUAUUUGGUAUUAUCUUCAAUUCACAUGCACUUUUAAUUAUUAUGGUUUUGGGUUGAGGAGCAUUAUAUCAUUGAGAUGUGAAGAGAGUGUGUGGAUUGAUGAUCAUGUAGACAUGUAAUUAGAAAUACAAUUAUUACACUCAAAAUGUCCG
This is a messenger RNA of Rhizophagus irregularis DAOM 181602=DAOM 197198, 4769 nucleotides long. RefSeq lists its product as uncharacterized. The record is from RefSeq and is a predicted model, not a curated record. Gene Ontology annotation, biological process: L-lysine biosynthetic process. Lineage: Eukaryota; Fungi; Glomeromycota; Glomeromycetes; Glomerales; Glomeraceae. Gene Ontology annotation, molecular function: phosphopantetheine binding; L-aminoadipate-semialdehyde dehydrogenase [NAD(P)+] activity.